Messenger RNA from Saimiri boliviensis boliviensis (Bolivian squirrel monkey), 1328 nucleotides. It is a transcript of the gene BCAP31, whose product is annotated as B cell receptor associated protein 31. Gene Ontology annotation, biological process: endoplasmic reticulum to Golgi vesicle-mediated transport; intracellular protein transport. The record is from RefSeq and is a predicted model, not a curated record. Gene Ontology annotation, cellular component: endoplasmic reticulum membrane; endoplasmic reticulum. Lineage: Eukaryota; Metazoa; Chordata; Mammalia; Primates; Cebidae.
CUUCCGGUUUCCGGCCGCGGGGUUAGGGGCGGGGCCGGGACUGGGACUGCUGUGGGAGAGUUUGGUGGCUGCGGCGGGGCUUGCUGACUGAUUGUGGGAAACUCGGAAACAAGCUCACAUCUCCCUGUGGGGAACCUUCUAGCAACAGGAUGAGUCUGCAGUGGACUGCAGUUGCCACCUUCCUCUAUGCGGAGGUCUUUGUUGUGUUGCUCCUCUGCAUUCCUUUCAUUUCUCCUAAAAGAUGGCAGAAAAUUUUCAAGUCCCGGCUGGUGGAGUUGGUGGUAUCCUAUGGCAACACUUUCUUUGUGGUUCUCAUUGUCAUCCUGGUGCUGCUGGUCAUCGAUGCCGUGCGCGAGAUUCGAAAGUACGAUGAUGUGACCGAAAAGGUGAACCUCCAGAACAACCCUGGAGCCAUGGAACACUUCCACAUGAAGCUUUUCCGUGCCCAGAGGAAUCUCUACAUUGCUGGCUUUUCCUUGCUGCUGUCCUUCCUGCUUAGACGCCUGGUGACUCUCAUCUCACAGCAGGCCACACUGCUGGCCUCCAAUGAAGCCUUUAAAAAGCAGGCGGAGAGCGCUAGUGAGGCAGCCAAGAAGUACAUGGAAGAGAAUGACCAGCUCAAGAAGGGAGCUGCUGUUGAUGGAGGCAAGUUGGAUAUCGGGAAUGCUGAGGUGAAGUUGGAGGAAGAGAACAGGAGCCUGAAGGCUGACCUGCAGAAGCUAAAGGACGAGCUGGCCAGCACUAAGCAAAAACUAGAGAAAGCUGAAAACCAGGCUCUGGCCAUGCAGAAGCAGUCUGAGGGUCUCACCAAGGAGUACGACCGCCUGCUGGAGGAGCAUGCCAAGCUGCAGGCUGCAGUAGAUGGUCCCACGGACAAGAAGGAGGAGUAAGGGCCUCCCUCCUCCCCUGCCUGCAGCCGGCUUCCACCUGGCACGUGCCUGCUGCUUCCUGAGAGCCGGGCCUCUCCCUCUGGUACUUCUGUUCGUGCUCUUCUGCUUCCCCCAUUCCCUUCCACAGCGCAUAGCUCGUCAUCUUGGCCCCCGUCCGCACUCUCCCAGCACACCACAGGGGACCUGAUUGCUACAGGUUCAGAAUGCGUUUGCUGUCAUCCCGCUUGGCCUGGCCAGGCCUGGCGGCCCUAGCUUCCACGCUUGAGCGUGGAGGGCACGAGUUAAUUGCAGUCUGGCUUGCGGUGGGGCUGGCUUCCCGUAGAUUUGAACGCCCUUUUUGUUUUGCCCUCUGGGUGUUUUCUUUGGUCCCGAAGGAGGGCGGGUGAAGCAGGUGGACUGGAGUUUCUCUCGAGGGCAAUAAAAAUGGUUAUGGUGUGU